GAUCACGCGUGAAAGCUUAGUCUGUGUACAGACACCGUCACACAUCACAAGCUCCCACCCAAGUGACGCUAGAAACCCACGGCAGGAACAAAGACGCCAUGGGGAUAGGAGUAUUUACCUCCAAAACCUUUCUCAUCCUGCUCAGUUUAUUUUUCCUGGCUGCAGCGUCGGGGCUGACCUAUGUCGGGGUAAAAGUGAUCACCACCUACAAGCAAUAUGAGAACUUCCUGGGGAACACGUACAUCAUGCUGCCGGCCGUGAUCAUCCUGUGCGUAGCCGUCGCCAUGUUCUUCAUCGGCUUUCUCGGCUGCUGCGCUACAAUGAGUGAAUCCGCCUUCUGCUUGGGAUGUUUCAUGUUCCUGAUCACGGCCAUAUUUGCCGCGGGAGUGACUGCCCUCGUCCUAGGACUUGUGUACAAAGACAAGAUAAAUCCCGAACUGGAGAAAAACAUGAACAACCUUUUCCAGGAAUACGAUGGGAAAAACGUUCAGAGCUCAGCUGUCGAUUUUAUUCAAGAACAGCUUGUGUGUUGUGGAGUCAAAAAUUACACAUCCUGGAGGACUGGUAAAUGGCAUACACUGAGCGCCAACGACUCCGCGCCGCUGAGCUGCUGUAAAAAGAACUCCACAAACUGUGACGGAAGCCUGUCUCUCCCAGACCAACUAAACACGGAGGGUUGCGAAAUGAAGCUUGAAACGUUGAUUCACAAAGUCCUGAGCUAUUCCCUGCUGGUCAUCCUUGGAUUUGUUAUUGUGGAGUUAUGUGGAAUGAUAAGCAUGUGCGUCAUCUUUUGCCGGGACUCCCGGGAUGGAUACCAACUUCUCUGAACUAAAUGACAUGCAAAGAUAACAACAACAAAAUAAAUGAAAAAAAUCACUUUUCAAGAUUUGAUGAUAAAUAGAAUUGUAUUAAGCGUUUCGAUUUUUUUUUUUUAUUAUUUUUUUAUUUUUUUUUCCGGAACAGUCACAUGUCCCGCGGUAUAAUAAAGGGAGACUUUUCUUUUUGCUGCUUUUUUCAAUGUAUCGGGCAACGUAAUAAUGUAGCAUGAUGAUUUACUAUGAGACCUUAUACCUGAUUGUAAAAAGAACUGUGGUUUUUGAAAUAAAAUAUUUAAAAAUUCCAA
Spea bombifrons (plains spadefoot toad) is the source of this 1123-nucleotide messenger RNA. RefSeq names its product tetraspanin-36-like. Bases 99 to 827 code for a protein of 242 amino acids. Gene Ontology annotation, biological process: protein maturation; protein localization to plasma membrane; regulation of vascular endothelial growth factor signaling pathway. Gene Ontology annotation, cellular component: membrane. Lineage: Eukaryota; Metazoa; Chordata; Amphibia; Anura; Pelobatidae. The transcript is spliced from 7 exons. The record is from RefSeq and is a predicted model, not a curated record.